AUGUCCGGACAGCCACCUUUCCUCCCAAGCUUGCCUUCAGGCUUCGGAACCGACUCUUCCUAUCCGCCCAUCCCAGGCAGCACGCGCAUCACCGCCUCGCAGCCAAGGCCAUCACCACCAGUCACAGCGACAGCGUCGCUCCCAAAAUCACAUCGAUCGUCAGCGCCACCUCUACCUCCGCUACCGCCUGGAGCCCUCGAGAAGGAACAGCAGCGUCUCAGACAACAAUCAGCUUCCUAUUCCUCUUCGUCUGCUACCUUCUCCUCCGGCCUGAAACCAGGCCAACUUGUACAUGCCCCCACUCCACCGCCGCCUCCACCUCCCUCGCAGCAAUCUUUUUCCCACCACGCCUUUGUCGGUGGCUUUGCAUCCCUUCACCACCAGCGUGUGCCACCUCCCAGCGCUGCACCGCAUCCUCCUCCUCCUCCUCCUCCUUCGCAUCCUCCUGCCAUGCCUAAGCCGUAUCACGGUAUCAGCAGCAACACGCAAGCCUUGGCACUACAUUCCGCCCCGCAAACGCAGGCCAUAUCCACACGAAGUGCAAGCGCCCACAAUUUGCCCGUCGAUCACUCAAGACGCUCAUCCCAGGUGCACAACCCUCAACCCGCAACGUCGUCGUCGUCCUCCUCGACCUCGUCCAAACCUCCCAGUCUAUCCGCUCCUCUGCCGGACAUGGCUUCGUUGGCGGCGCAGCGAGAUCGAGCUCAAGAUGACAAACAGCGCGUCGCUUGGGCCAGACAAAUGCUCAAGUAUGUUGAACGCAACUUUUCCGACGGCACAAAGAUCAGCGAGCCCAAUCUGGUCAAGUGGACCGACGAAGCCAUCUCGAUCAUCAUUGCAAAUGCCUCGUCCGCACGUCCCCUGCCCGAGGCGCUCUUCCUGCGCGGCGAUCUGCAAGCAUCGGGCGCUUUCCCUACCUACCUCGCCAAAAACCUCAAAGAAGCCUUCAACGACUUUGAACUCUCUGCUCGCAUGGGCUGCGCACCCAGCUGGUUUCGCAUCGGUCGCGAUUAUGAAGUACUCGGCGAUCUGGCUCGCGCAAGGGAUGCCUACGAGCGAGGUGUGCACGCAGCAGACGUCGGCUGCAUCUACCGAAUGGGGAUGGCCAACCUGCUCGGUCAGCUCGAGAUACCCAUCAACCACGCUCGAGCCAUCGCCAUGCUGCGCGAUGCUGCCGACAAGGCCGAUCUCGACACACCACAACCGGCCUACAUCUACGGCAUGCUGCUUGCUCGCGAAUUUUCGCACGUCGACAUCCCCGCUCAUCUGCUGAGACCUGCCAAUACAUCAGCAGCCAUUUUGGAAGACGAAGCGCGGCAACGCAUCCAGCGAGCAGCCUACCUCAACUUUGCUCCAGCACAGUACAAGUGCGGUUGGUUGUUCGAGUAUGCGCAGCUCGGUUGUGCUUUCGACCCUCUGCUCAGCGUGCAGUACUACAGCUUGGCAUCGCAAGGCGGCGAGAUCGAGGCGGACAUGGCUCUGUCCAAAUGGUUCCUCUGUGGUGCCGAGUCGUAUUUUGACAAGAACGAGCAGCUCGCCUACACGUUUGCCGACAAAGCAGCGCGCAAGGGACUUGCUUCAGCCGAAUUCGCGCUCGGUUACUACCACGAGGUUGGCGUCGGAACGGAAAGAAACGUGGAGCUUGCUAGAAAGUGGUACAGCAAGGCAGCGGCCAAGGACAAUACUGACGCGCAGGAGAGGCUGCGCGCGCUGCAGGCACCACAAGCUCUCGGCAUUUCGCGUCAGCAACACGAGGCAGUCAUGGACGACAAGCUGGUGCGCAAGCGCACGCAGGCUAAGAUGCUGUCGGAUCGCGAGGGUCGCAGUCCGCUCUUUGAACACGAUCACAACGUUGCAGGUGGUGCUCCCGGCCAACCAAGGCCGAGCGGCGGCGCGGCCACUGCAUCUGGCAAACCUCCGAACGGUCGAGUCGCUGCGGACGCGGGUGUCAUCAGCAGCAAGACCAACAACAACAACCUCGAGCUGUCGCGAAGAAAGACGAUGAAGAUGGUCCAAGAGACCGCUGCGGGACGCAAGCGACCCGACUACGGCUACGAGGGCAAGCUGCGAAGUGAGCCAAGUGUGGCACCACCAAUGCCGAGCGCGUCGAUUGCUGCAACGCAGCAAGCUCGAGCGGGUGCUUCGGCGGGUGCUUUGGCGUCUAGUGGUGCACCGCACCGCACUUGGACGUCUGGUCGUCACGGCGCUGGUCAUGCGCCCAACGACAACAGCCGGCCCACGCACGCAUCGACGCCAUCGUCGUCGUUGCCCUCGAAACCUGCUUCAGCGGUGGCAUCGUCGAGCGCUUCGGCCUGCACAAAGACAUCUGGUGGCUCGGACGACGUGUCCAAGAAACCGUACAACACAUUUGCAGAGAUGGGGUUUGCGCCUCAGAAACAGUCAAAAAGGGACGAGUGUGUGGUUUGCUAG
Molecule: messenger RNA, 2430 nt
Organism: Mycosarcoma maydis (corn smut)
Lineage: Eukaryota; Fungi; Basidiomycota; Ustilaginomycetes; Ustilaginales
Exons: 1
Coding region: 1-2430 (809 amino acids)
Molecular function (GO): protein binding
Source: RefSeq, a predicted model, not a curated record